GUCCCUACUUCUGGCCAUGCUGAGAGGGCAUUUCUCAUGCAGAAUACGCAUCACCAAGGAGCUGCAGAACCUGUGAUGCUAGGCCCUGCAUUCCAGACGUGGGGGAGCUUGGAAAAACUGCAUGACAAAUCUCGGAAUCUUCCAGACCCAGACACUUUUGCAUUUGAUACCGCAUGGUCGCGGCACUGCAGGCACCUAGUGGGUGAGUCGUGUGGUUGGAGAAAUGUAGUAGUUCUUUUUUUGGGCGAAAAUCAUGUUGAACCACCGGUAAUAAGCGAACGAUUUGAUGAAAAUGAAAAAACUCCUUUUAUUUUACAGCCUCUAUAUUUACACCUUGAUGAAAAUGAAGACUCGGUCGGGUCUUCAUAUUCAUUUUGACAGAAAAUAUCAACUGUAGCAAUUUGAAUUUAAGUAUUUCUGUUGUUACGAGUAGAAAUUCGAAAUUUGUUUCAUUUUUUGAAAUGACGACGGAAUGCUGAUGAAGUGUAGUCUCGUGUUUUUCGGGAAUACAGGCCGCAAACAGUGUACAAGAAGAGUAAAUUGGUAUAAACCGAGAAAGCCAAGCCAAAACCUGUACGCAACUACUCCAAAAGACUUGCAGAAAGGAUACAACUACGAACCCAGAACACGAUUUAUUCGAGUUGCAAGUCUUUGUUUUUGGUUAAGAUGUUCAAAAAGUAAUUCGUACUCCCAGUGCCAUUGCGAUUGCAGGAGCAGGCGAGGAUGUAU
This is a messenger RNA of Amoebophrya sp. A120, 729 nucleotides long. NCBI's taxonomy places the organism in Eukaryota, Dinophyceae, Syndiniales, Amoebophryaceae. The record is from the annotation of a GenBank genome assembly.